Messenger RNA from Dipodomys spectabilis (banner-tailed kangaroo rat), 4621 nucleotides. RefSeq names its product syntaxin binding protein 5 (gene Stxbp5). Gene Ontology annotation, molecular function: GTPase activator activity; myosin II binding; syntaxin binding. The coding region runs from base 213 to 3680 and encodes 1155 amino acids. Gene Ontology annotation, cellular component: plasma membrane; SNARE complex; cytoplasm. Gene Ontology annotation, biological process: regulation of exocytosis; regulation of protein secretion. The record is from RefSeq and is a predicted model, not a curated record. NCBI's taxonomy places the organism in Eukaryota, Metazoa, Chordata, Mammalia, Rodentia, Heteromyidae. The transcript has 28 exons.
GCCCGGUGGUGCUCGCGGCCGCCGUCGCCGCCGCCGUCGCAGCGUUUCCUGUGCGGAUUAUCCUCGGCUGCUCCACCUCGGGGCCCUCGGGCUGGGCUCCGUCGCCUCCCUUCCCCUCCCCAGCCUUCUCGCCCGGGGAGCUCUCCCACCCACCCCGGCGCUCGUCUCCCGCAUCCUCCCUCCCGGGGCCGCCGGGGAGCCCCGCCGCCACCAUGAGGAAAUUCAACAUUCGGAAGGUGCUGGACGGCCUGACCGCCGGCUCGGCCUCGGCCUCGCAGCAGCCCACGCCGCCGGCGCAGCAGCAGCACCCGUCCGGGAACCGGGAGCCCGAGAUCCAGGAGACGCUCCAGUCCGAGCACUUCCAGCUCUGCAAGACUGUUCGCCAUGGAUUCCCCUACCAGCCCUCAGCCCUGGCCUUUGAUCCUGUGCAGAAGAUCCUGGCAGUAGGAACUCAGACUGGUGCUUUAAGGCUUUUUGGUCGUCCAGGAGUAGAAUGUUACUGCCAGCAUGACAGCGGAGCUGCAGUGAUCCAGCUCCAGUUCCUGAUUAAUGAGGGCGCACUUGUGAGUGCAUUGGCUGAUGACACCUUACACUUAUGGAAUUUACGUCAGAAAAGGCCUGCCAUAUUACAUUCACUUAAAUUUUGCCGAGAAAGGGUUACCUUUUGCCAUCUGCCUUUCCAGAGUAAGUGGCUCUAUGUGGGCACUGAACGAGGUAAUAUUCACAUCGUCAACGUGGAGUCCUUCACACUCUCCGGUUACGUCAUUAUGUGGAAUAAAGCCAUUGAACUGUCAUCUAAAUCCCACCCAGGACCUGUUGUUCAUAUAAGUGAUAAUCCAAUGGAUGAAGGGAAGCUUUUGAUUGGCUUUGAAUCUGGAACAGUAGUCUUAUGGGACCUCAAGUCAAAGAAAGCAGACUACAGAUAUACAUAUGAUGAGGCUAUUCACUCUGUGGCUUGGCACCAUGAAGGAAAGCAGUUUAUUUGUAGUCAUUCAGAUGGCACUUUGACCAUAUGGAAUGUGAGGUCACCUACCAAGCCUGUGCAGACAAUCACUCCACAUGGAAAGCAGUUAAAGGAUGGGAAGAAGCCAGAGCCAUGCAAACCUAUCCUCAAGGUGGAAUUCAAGACAACUAGAUCUGGGGAACCUUUUAUUAUUUUAUCAGGAGGUUUAUCAUAUGAUACUGUAGGAAGAAGACCUUGCUUAACAGUGAUGCAUGGGAAAAGUACAGCUGUGCUGGAAAUGGACUAUUCAAUUGUUGAUUUCCUAACACUCUGUGAAACUCCAUACCCCAAUGAUUUCCAAGAACCAUAUGCUGUUGUUGUUCUUCUAGAAAAGGAUUUAGUACUAAUAGACCUUGCACAGAAUGGAUAUCCUAUAUUUGAAAAUCCUUACCCUUUGAGUAUACACGAAUCCCCUGUUACAUGUUGCGAAUAUUUUGCUGACUGUCCUGUGGACCUUAUUCCUGCACUUUAUUCUGUUGGCGCUAGACAGAAACGUCAAGGUUACAGCAAAAAGGAAUGGCCCAUUAACGGCGGUAACUGGGGCUUGGGUGCUCAAAGUUACCCAGAAAUAAUUAUUACAGGGCAUGCUGACGGGUCAGUUAAAUUCUGGGAUGCUUCUGCAAUAACUUUACAAGUACUAUAUAAAUUAAAAACAUCUAAAGUAUUUGAAAAGUCAAGAAAUAAAGAAGACAAACCAAGCACAGACAUUGUUGAUGAAGAUCCGUAUGCCAUUCAGAUCAUCUCCUGGUGCCCAGAGAGUAGAAUGCUGUGCAUAGCUGGAGUUUCAGCUCAUGUCAUUAUUUAUAGAUUCAGCAAACAGGAAGUGAUUACUGAAGUCAUUCCGAUGCUUGAGGUUCGAUUGUUGUAUGAAAUAAAUGAUGUGGAAACUCCAGAGAGUGAGCAGCCACCACCCUUGUCGACGCCUGUAGGAGGUUCCAAUCCACAACCCAUUCCCCCUCAGUCUCAUCCAUCCACCAGUAGCAGUUCAUCUGAUGGGCUUCGUGACAAUGUUCCUUGCUUAAAAGUUAAAAAUUCACCACUUAAACAGUCUCCAGGCUAUCAGACAGAACUAGUUAUUCAGUUGGUAUGGGUGGGUGGAGAACCACCACAACAAAUCACCAGUCUGGCAGUCAAUUCUUCCUAUGGACUUGUGGUUUUUGGCAACUGCAAUGGUAUUGCUAUGGUUGACUACCUGCAGAAAACAGUCUUACUCAACCUGGGAACUAUCGAGUUAUAUGGCUCAAAUGAUCCUUACCGCAGAGAACCUCGGUCUCCUCGUAAAUCUCGACAACCUUCUGGAGCAGGUCUUUGCGAUAUUAGUGAAGGGACUGUUGUCCCAGAGGAUCGCUGCAAAUCUCCAACUUCUGGUUCUUCAUCACCACACAAUUCAGAUGAUGAACAAAAAAUGAAUAAUUUUAUAGAAAAGGUGAAGACCAAAAGCAGAAAGUUUUCCAAGAUGGUAGCCAGUGAUAUAGCAAAGAUGUCAAGGAAGUUAAGUCUGCCAACUGAUCUAAAGCCUGAUUUAGAUGUAAAGGAUAAUUCCUUCAGCAGAUCACGGAGUUCGAGUGUAACCAGCAUUGAUAAAGAAUCCCGAGAAGCCAUCUCUGCUCUUCAUUUCUGUGAAACUUACACUCGAAAGGCAGACUCAUCUCCAUGCCCAUGUCUGUGGGUUGGAACAACACUAGGAACAGUGCUAGUCAUUGCCCUGAACCUUCCCCCAGGGGGAGAACAAAGACUCCUACAGCCGGUGAUUGUGUCUCCAAGUGGUACUAUAUUGAGACUAAAAGGUGCAAUUUUGAGGAUGGCCUUUCUGGAUGCCACAGGCUGCUUAAUACCACCUGCCUAUGAACCCUGGAAAGAACACAAUGUUCCUGAAGAAAAAGAUGAGAAGGAGAAAUUAAAAAAGCGGCGGCCUGUCUCAGUAUCCCCCUCAUCUUCUCAGGAAAUUAGUGAAAACCAGUAUGCAGUGAUAUGUUCUGAAAAGCAGGCAAAAGUGAUCUCAUUGCCAACACAAAACUGUGCUUAUAAGCAGAACAUUACUGAGACCUCGUUCGUACUCCGAGGAGAUAUUGUAUCUUUGAGCAACAGCAUCUGCCUUGCGUGUUUCUGUGCAAAUGGUCAUAUUAUGACUUUCAGUUUGCCAAGUUUAAGGCCUCUGUUGGAUGUGUAUUACUUACCCCUUACCAAUAUGCGGAUAGCCAGAACAUUCUGCUUCACCAACAAUGGACAAGCAUUAUACCUUGUUUCACCCACGGAAAUCCAGAGACUUACGUAUAGUCAGGAGACAUGUGAAAAUCUUCAGGAGAUGUUGGGUGAACUCUUCACUCCUGUGGAAACACCUGAGGCACCGAACAGGGGAUUCUUUAAAGGCUUGUUUGGAGGUGGUGCUCAGUCUCUUGAUAGAGAAGAACUAUUUGGAGAGUCAUCCUCUGGGAAGGCUUCAAGGAGUCUAGCACAGCACAUCCCUGGUCCUGGUGGCAUAGAAGGUGUGAAAGGAGCAGCAUCUGGAGUUGUUGGAGAAUUAGCAAGAGCCAGGUUGGCACUGGAUGAAAGAGGGCAGAAACUUAGUGACUUGGAAGAAAGAACUGCGGCUAUGUUAUCAAGUGCAGAUUCAUUUUCUAAACAUGCUCAUGAGAUGAUGUUGAAAUACAAAGAUAAGAAGUGGUACCAGUUCUAACCACCAAAAUCCAUUAAGUCCAACUCAUCCAGAAGGAAAGAUGAUUUUCCUUUUUAUUUCAUUGAUUUACAUAGGAAAGUUAACAUUAAUGGGGUGUUCAUCACUGAAAACUGUUCUUUCCUAGCACAAUCAUGCACUGUUUUACCUCAGUCAUGUGGCUGUGCCUGGGGAGUGUUCACACACACUCAAACUGGAGCACAUUGUGUGUGCCAGCUACGAGUUGACAGAUGAAGACACAAAGAGGGAUGUUGAUGAGACGUGCAGGGACUAUUUCUUGGAUCAUUCCUGUAUUAAACUUUCAUAUGCCAAAAGAUUUUGUGCCGUUGUAUCUGCCAUCAGUGUUUGACCUGUUUCAGGGGAGAGGCAAUAAGUCAGAAGUCCUGAGCUGAAAUGGUUAGACUUGUGUCACUGGAUUGAAUUAUACAGCUGUCUUGGACUCUCCUUUCCUUAAACUGACUGGGCAUCAGUAUCAUUCGUGAAAAAGAAACAAACUUUGUUACCAUAUCUUUAGAUUAAGCUGAAUGGUGGGCUUUAAAUAAUCAAAACAUACACAUAGUUGAUUUGUGUAUGGGCUACUCUUGGAUUCUUGUUAUUAUAUACUUGUGUUCAGUUUAUAUUUUGUCAAAAACAAAACAAAGUGAAAUGUCACUUUUCAUUGGAAAGAAAAGUGUGGAGCAUGACAGACGGAACUGCUCAUCAUUCUGGAAUUUUCCGUGUAGUAGCCAUGCAGAGUGGGAAGUGGGAAAACCUCCAUUGUGGUGAGGAGACUACUUCAACGUCCUUUGUCCCUUAUUCAUUCAGCUAAAGGUGAAUUUGACCAAAACAGUUAUUGGUUAAAUUUGUAGAAGAGUUGAAACUGGCUAAGUUUUUAAUUUUGCUUGGAUUUUUAUAAAAUGUUUAACCAAAUGUAUCUUUGCAUUAUUUAAUUAAAAUUGCUAAAA